AUGGCGCAUUUCCUGCGUGGUAAGCAGGCAGGUGUGCAGAAUGAUCUGUCCCACGGCAUAUCUUCUGAGUUCUUUAUGCUCGACGAUCUCGCUCGAUAUGGUGUGAAUUCGCAAGUAUCAGCACUGGCCCACGAGCCUGUUCAGUCAUUACUCGCUGUGGGUACCAACGACUCUCAGUUCGGUCCUGGUCAAAUAUAUAUCUAUGGGCAGAGACGAGUGUGUGUGACGUUUAACCUGCAAAAGAGAGCUUCUGUUCAGGAAAUACAGUUUUGUGGUGACAAGCUUGUUGUACUUGAUAGCAAGAACGAUGUGACCAUAUUUAAUCUGGGCUCACGGAAGCGAAUCGCGACAUAUGCACCGCCUGGACGUGUUACUGCGUUGUUGACAGAUCCAAGUUUGGACUACUGCCUGACGGGAUUGCAAAAUGGGGACAUCGUCGCGUAUGACCUCGACCGCGAGCAUAUGACUCCCUUUCGAAUACCCAACCUCUGGCGCGAGAGAGAUCCUAGGGCCAAGAUUGUAUCAAUCGUCUCGCUCCAAUUGCAUCCCAAGGACAUCGGAUCUCUACUGAUUGGUUAUUCCGAAGGAGCUGUGAUAUACUCUUUCAAGCAAAACAAGGCAACAAAGUACUUUCACUAUGAGCUACCAUCUGGGGCUCCUGGUGGUAACCAAGAUGCAAGAAACGCCACUCAAGCGCGAGCACCCAGUCUUACUCAUGCUCUUUGGCACCCUACCGGCACUUUCGUUCUCACUGCGCACGAAGACACGAGCCUCGUUUUCUGGGAUCUUCGUGACGGCCGCGUCUUGGAGGCUAGAACCGUGGAAGAUGUCGCUGUGAACCUACCCAGUACUGGUUCCGCUAAGCGCGCCGAUGCUCUCACUGCAAGUGUUUCCAACAGUUAUGCAAAGAUUGCUUGGUGCUCGAAAGACAAUCCAGAUGACACAGGCAUACUACUCGUUGGAGGCCAGUCAGCUACUGCAGUAGCUCCUGGACUCACCUUCAUCGAUCUUGGACUCACUCCAGUCUAUCAGACUUCGUCGUGGGAUGUCCUUACCAACCAUUUCCGAAACCCAAAGAGGAUUCACAUCCUGCCUACACCACCAAAUGCCAAGGUCACCAACUUUCUGCUCAUCCCUAGAUCUUCUCCUCACUUUGCAGGUUCGCAUGAUCCCAUCGCAAUCAUUGCCACUCUAUCAUCCGGUGAAUUGAUCACAAUUUCCUUUCCUUCGGGACAUCCUAUUUCGCCCACGAAUCUGCUUCACGUAUCUCUAUCUACUGUACAUCCAUUCAUCACCAAGUUUGCAUUUGCAGAUGUGGACCGAACAAGAUGGCUUGGUAUGAAAGAAUUCAGAGAGCGAGGUCCAGGUUUUCUUCUUGGUGGUGGAGAGGCAACAAAACCCAUGAAACGACAUGAAAGCAGAAACAUAAUACAAACAGCUCAUGCUGAUGGCACAAUUCGAGUAUGGGAUGUUGGUAGUGGUGACCAGAUUGAGAAUGGUAGUGCUCUUCAAGCUGACUUGGCACGCGCUGUGAGCAGGUGGGACAACUUGAAUGUUGCACAAAUGGCCAUGUCAGGCGCUACGGGCGAGCUCGCAGUCGGUCUUCAGUCUGGCGAGGUUGUGGUCUUUCGAUUGAACAAGAACCCGAACUUUGGCAGACCACCAACUGGUGGUUCUGAGAACGAAGCACCAGGUCAAAUGACAGAUAUCAGACAGAGAGCAGAUCCAGCACUUAGAGAAGGCUUAAUGCCUUUAACUCUCACAAACGAUCAGCAGGGCGUCGUGACAGCUAUGAAACUAUCAAAUGUUGGUUUCCUUGCUUCAGGAUACGAACAAGGUGGUAUAACAGUCAUCGAUCUUCGUGGUCCUGCCAUAAUUCAUACAGCCCUUCUCUCCUCACUCGUGGCCAAGCGGUCUGGUAGUAUUACAGGCACCAUCCGGGGCAGAAAGCCAAGCCAGAGUCAUGGCUCGACUACAGAACAUCCUUCGGUCAUCGAGUUUGGGAUCAUGACUUUGGACGGUGACGACUAUUCAUCGAUAGCCAUGUUUGUUGGUACCAACAAAGGCAGGGUAGCCACGUUCAAGAUUCUGCCUUCGCAAAGCGGACGAUUCACUGCAGAAUUUGUGGGAGCUGUUAACCUGGCAGAAGAUCGUGUGGUUUCGAUAUCGCCCAUAGUUGCUGAGCUCGGUUCUUCUGCUUCAGCGACAGGACCAGCUAUGGCUGGCUUGCAGCAAGGUCACAAGAUAAACGGUGUCCUCGUCGUCACCACCGUCUCAUCAGCACACAUUUUCAGACCCGCAAGCGCGAAAGGUGCGGCAAAAAGCUUCGACAAUGUCUUCUGCGAUGCAGCCACUGUCACACAGUAUCAACAACGAGGAUAUGCCUUGGUCGGCUUGUUUGGUGACGGCUGCGCUCGAGCUUUCUCGUUACCAGCACUCAAAGAGAUAGGGAGCGUACGCCUCAACCACAUUCUCGAUAUUAAGCGCUUCUCCGAUGCGAAGAUCAACUCCGCUGGCGAUGUAGUAGGCUGGACUGGACCCUCUGAGCUCGCAGUCGCCUCUGUCUGGGGAGCUGGUCAACCAUUACAACCCUCAGCUGACAAACUCUGGGAUCCAACGAAAACACCUAUUCCACGUCCAACAAUCAGUAAUCUUCAAUGGAUUGCCGGGACGCAGUACAUCACACCGUCCGAUAUGGACGUCCUAAUUGGUGGUCCUGAUCGCCCACCCUCCAAGCGCAUGAUGGCCGAGAUGCGUGCACAGCAGGACGCAGAGUUCCAACGGCAAAGGGAAGCUGCGAAGACAGGUCGCCAAGCUGCACCUGACCCUAGUCAGGAGAGCUACUGGCAAUACAUGCAGAGACAGAUCCAGGAAAGAACAGAGAACUUGGGGUUGGCGAGUGAUAGUAUGGACAGGACGGCAGAAGCUAGCAGUACUUGGAGUGAUGAUGUGAGUAAGUUUGUGGCGAAGCAGAAGAGGCAGGCUGUUACAGGGUAUCUUACAGGCAAGUUUGGCUUUUAG
This is a messenger RNA of Lithohypha guttulata, 3021 nucleotides long. RefSeq names its product Lethal(2) giant larvae sro7 (gene SRO7). The record is from RefSeq and is a predicted model, not a curated record. Gene Ontology annotation, biological process: regulation of protein secretion; establishment of cell polarity; regulation of exocytosis. Lineage: Eukaryota; Fungi; Ascomycota; Eurotiomycetes; Chaetothyriales; Trichomeriaceae. Gene Ontology annotation, cellular component: plasma membrane; cytoplasm. Gene Ontology annotation, molecular function: syntaxin binding; GTPase activator activity; myosin II binding. Bases 1 to 3021 code for a protein of 1006 amino acids. The transcript has 4 exons.